This is a messenger RNA of Lutzomyia longipalpis, 11305 nucleotides long. RefSeq lists its product as uncharacterized. The record is from RefSeq and is a predicted model, not a curated record. NCBI's taxonomy places the organism in Eukaryota, Metazoa, Arthropoda, Insecta, Diptera, Psychodidae. Bases 2450 to 11191 code for a protein of 2913 amino acids. Gene Ontology annotation, molecular function: DNA helicase activity. Gene Ontology annotation, biological process: telomere maintenance; DNA repair. The transcript has a single exon.
UGGUAUACCACAAUCGUGGCAUACCAAGUAUUGUAAUCGUCGGAAAAACCGACCCUAUUAGAUCGGGCUCAAACUUGGUAUGAGCACGUUUUAGACAUCCCACAUUACGAAAAUGGUGGUGGAAAAUUUUUGAUCCGGCCGGCCUGCCGGCCUGCCGGCCUGCCGGCCGGCCGGCCUGCCGGGCAGGACUCCACAUUUUGCAUUAUAGCUCGAGAACGGUAACAGAUAAAGACUUCGGGUUUGAAGUUUUCUAUAGAAAUGUGGGUGUAAAAUUUCAUUUUUUCGCAUUUUCAAAAUCCAAGAUGGCCGCCGUCCGCCAUUUUGAACCACCGUCAACCACUUCCCUUACAGCUAGAGAUCUGAAAUUUUAGUAUGUUGUAGAGCUUAGUGAGAUGUUUUCAUCAACAAUUCAUACUUGAAAAUCGGUCAAGCGGUUUAGCAAAUAUGGCGGUCUAAAGCAAAAAGUGUUUUUUCGAUAUAACUCGAGAACGGCUUGACCGAUUUUGACCAUCUUAGUAUCAAAUGAAAGGUAUUGAGAAGCCCUACAACUGUCUAGAACAUUCGAAGUUUCAAAAACAUCCGCAAGAGGCGCUAAAAACAAAAACAAAAAUUGCCUAACUUUAAGGGGCUAUAUCUCCCAACAUCUGUUAUCGUUUUCCUUUAAAUUUUGAUAUGUUGUAGCCUGACUCAAUAUCUUUCAUCAGUCCGAAAAUGAAGAAAUUCUAUGUCGCCGUUUAGAAGAUAUAGCCAUUUGAAAAAUUCUUGAAUUUGAAAAGUUCUUAGAGUCAUAUCUCCUGAACUGCUUGACCGAUUUUGCUCAACUUGAUAUCAAAUUAAAGGUUUUGCAAAACUCUACAACUUUCUGGAACAUCAGAAACCUCUAAAACCAUUCCUUGAGGACAAAAAGUGCAAAAAACUGUUUUCGUAGAACAAAAAUCCGCCAUUUUGUGUUCUGGAGGUGACCUUGAAAUGUAUCUAAAUGUAUGUCAGAUUAUAGCUUAUUUCAAUACCUUUCCAUAACUAAUCAUGAAAUUUCUGUAAGUCUAAUAGAACUUGAGAUAUGAGCAUUUUUAUCCAUAAAAAUGCUGAUUUUCUAAGAGAAAUUGGACUCUCAUCCAUUUAUGCCUAAUUUAAAAAUAUGUUUUUGUAAUUAAAAGAUUUUUUUCACAUGUAAGAUUAUUAUUUCUCUAUAUUUUUGAAUUAUUUUAUUGUUUCUCAUUCUUUUUCGAUUUUUUGAGCUUUUUAACGGGAAAGAUAAUUCAAAUUUCUUCACGCCAAUCGCAGCAACUAACGAUUUAUCGACAAAGUCAAAACAAUACAAAAUAAAAAAAAGAGUCACACAAAAGAAAAAUCAGUGAAAAGUUUUUGAGGUUUUAAAGCUUUAAGUGAGAUUUAAAUAAAACCAAGUGCUGUAAUAUGGAAGGAGGAAGAAAGGAGAGAACUGGCCAAGGUGGCCGCAUGAUGGGAAAAACAUUUUCGUCGCAGAAAAAGGUACGUUUCUUUCAAUGAAAUAAUGACUCGCUAUCCGUGGAAGAAAGAAUGAUCCAUUUCGUUUUACAAAAUUAAACUUUUGAGUUAAUUUAUGUACUUAUUAGAUAGGGUACAAUAGUAUUUAGAUGGGAAAAUGUAAUAUAAGAUUUAUUAAGAAUUUUUUAAAAGAACAUGGACACAUUUUAGCUGUAUUCGUUUCAGAUACAACUUUUGUGUACCGAGCAAAAUCGAAUGUCGUCAGAUCGGUCUCAAACUUGGUAUGAGCGCGAAUUAGGGUCCCCACAUUCCAAAAAAUAUAUGUACCUAAAUCUAUUUUUCGUGAUAAGCCGUCCGGGUCAAUUUUAAUCAACUGAAAAAUCCCUACAAUUCUCUAGAAGAUCGAAAAUACCAAAAACGACCAGCCUAAAAGCGAAAACAAAUUUUUGAAUUAGUUUUCAAUGAAUAUCAUGAAAAUGCUUUUAUCAAUUUGCUUCAAAUUUUAAUGUAUUAAAAUAAAUAUAAUAAAUUAUUUCUAUAAAAAAAAUGGAAAAAUUAAUGUCAACAUUUUAUUUAUAAUUGGAUGAUUUAGUUUUUCCUUGAAGUUUUCUCUAAAAAUAAAUUUAUUUUCCUUGAAUUUUUUCCAAAAAUUAAAUUUUUUUUACAGGACGAAAAUGUUCGUUGCGGUGCCAGUAGUUUAGGAGCAACACGUAAUUUGUGUUGCGCCCUAAUCACUGAAGCCUUCCCGAUCGUCUCGUGGUCGGGAAGGAUCCCGGCGUGGAUCAAAAAAUGCAAAAUCAAAAAAAUCAAACACACACACAAAAUAAAAUAUCCAAACAAAUUUAAACACAUUGUAAAAACAAAAACAAAAAACAAAAAUAAAAACACACAUACAAAAAUUAAUCUAAAAAAAAUUAAACAUUUAAAUAAAUCAAAUUACUCACAAAGAAAAACAUAUUUUAAAAAAUUAGUAAAAAUUCGUAUGAUGAAACCUCUAAAAUUGUAUGGAGGCAGAUUCAAAAAGAAAAAAGUACACUUAGCUAAAAAUAAAAAUUACUUUGAAAAAUUAGGUAUUGUAAAGCCAAACAUAUUAAUAAGAGGAUCUUAUUACCAAGAUAAUUUAAGACUUUUUGGUCCUUAUUCAAAUAAUAAACAAUGUACGGCAAAUGCCAUAAUAGCAAUAAUUGCGUCACAUUUGUAUGAAAUAGAAAAUUGGAAUGAAAAACUUAUAAAUGAUAUACUAAUAGAAGGAAAUAAACUUUAUAAUAUAAAAAUUGAAAGAACGUGUGAAGGCUUACUGAAUGCUGAAGACAUUGUAUAUAAAGAUGAUAAAGUAAUUUCUGUGUUUGGAAAGAAACUUACUUUAAAUUGUAUAACAUCAUGUUAUGAAAACUUGCAAGGAGAAUUUUAUGGAAAAUUUGAAUACAAAACUUUUCAAUAUUCACUUAAGUACUUUUUUGAAAAUUUCACUUAUGGUGUAAUUACUUGUUCCAAUUUGAGUGUAGCAAUAUUUAAACAAGAUGAUUAUUAUUAUGUUUUUGAUAGUCAUUCAAGAGGAGAGUUUGGUCAAACUGUAUAUGAAAAAGGUACAGCAGUUCUUUGUGGAUUCACUUGUAUAGAACAUUUAUAUAAUAUUUUGAAAUAUAAUUUCUUUAAUGGCAGUGAGGAUUAUGUUGGUGAAAAAUUGUUCACAAUCACUCCUUUUGAAAUAUUGGCAAAUAAUAUUCAAAAGGACUGUGAAAAUGUUGAACAAUUUGGCAUCAUGAAUUCAAAUACAAAAAAUAUAAAUGUAAUUAAUAACUUUAUAGACGAAAGUUCUAAUACACAUGACUUGAAAAAAUCUACAAGUCAUACAAAACAUUCGAAUAGUAAAUAUAUACUUAAAAAGAAACGAGAACUCCAUAAAGCUUAUAUGAAGAAAGUACAUGAAAUUGAACGAACAAAUCCGAAUAAAAAAGAAGAAUGUAAUAUUAAGAAUAGGAUAAGGCACAAAAUUGAACGAACAGACCCAGUUAAAAAAGACAAAGAUAAUGAGAAACGAACAAAAAGACGUAAAAUAGAAGAGUUAGACCCAAAGAAAAAAGAGAAAAAUAAUGCUAAAAGAUUAGAGAGACACAAAAUUGAACGAACAGACCCUAAUAAAAAAGAUAAAGACAAUACUAAGAGAAAGAUAAGACACAAAAUUGAACGAACAGACUCUAAUAAAAAAGAAAAAGACAAUAUUAAGAGAAAGAUAAGACACAAAAUUGAACGAACAAACCUAGUUAAGAAAGAAGAAGAUAACUAUAAACGAACUAAAAGACGUAAAAUAGAAGAGUUAGAUCAAAUGAAAAAAUUAAAAAAUAAUAGUAAAAGGAAAGAGAGACACAAAAACAAACGAAACGAUCCUGUUAAGAAAGAAGUAGAUAACUAUAAACGAACUAAAAGACGUAAAAUAGAAGAGUUAGAUCAAAUGAAAAAAUUAAAAAAUAAUAUUAAAAGGAAAGAGAGGCACAAAAACAAACGAAACGAUCCUGUUAAGAAAGAAGUAGAUAACUAUAAACGAACUAAAAGACGUAAAAUAGAAGAGUUAGAUCAAAUGAAAAAAUUAAAAAAUAAUAUUAAAAGGAAAGAAAGACAUAAAAUUGAAAGAACUAAUAAGAAUAAAAGAGAUAUUGAAAACGUUAAACGUAAAAAUCGCCACAAAAAAGAAAGAAUGGACCCUAAGAAAAGGGCUAAAGAAAAUCUAGCAAGAAAAAUAAGACUUAAGCUAGAACGUAAAAGAGCUAAGAUUAAAAAUAUUAUUAAAAUAUUAAGAUAUGAGAAAUCGAUGAAUAAGAAAACAAAUAUAUUGGAAGAUUUCAAAUCAAUUAAAGAUAAACGUUUGAUUACUUUCUAUAAAAGAAAUAUUAAUACAAAUAGAUUGAAAGAAAAAUACAAAAUAAUUCGAGAAAUAAAGGAUAAAGAUAAAAAUAAUGUAACUGAUAAUCCGCCUAAAAGCAAAGAAACAUAUGAAAAAUUGAUAAUGCAAUUUAGAAAAAAUAAAACAAAAUCUCUUGAAAAAAUUAUUAAGAAGCCUCUAAAGAAGAAGCUAAGUAAAUACAUGAAACAUAAGAUCAUUCAAAUUAAAGACAAAUCUAAAACUAUAUUAGAAUUUUUCAAUGUAACUCGAAAAAAAGUUCCAAAUUAUGUUUGUGCAUCUUGUGAAGGACUAUUUUUUAAACAUUCAGUUCAACUUUUGAAGAUUGAAAAAUGUAAAUAUCACGAUAAGAAUUAUUUGGAUGAAAUAAGUAAAAUAUCUGAUUACUGUUGUACAACAUGCUAUAAUUCUCUUAAUAGAAACAAGUUGCCCACAUUGGCAACCAAAAAUGGACUAAAAUUUCCAGAUAUUCCAGAAUGUCUAUUAGAAUUGAACGAACUUGAAGAGAGAAUGUGUUCACCAAUUAUACCUUUUAUGACAAUUCGUGAAUUGAAGCAUUACCUUUUGAAUGCGCAGAAAAGUUUGAAAGGAAGUACUGUACAUAUUCCUGUAGAAGUUAAUGAAAUGCUACAAGUUCUACCUCGAACGUUUGAUAAUAUGCAAACCGUUCAGGUAAAACUACUAAGACAUUUAAAAUAUAAAAAUCACUACAUGUUUCAAACUGUUAGACCCCCAUAUAUUAUAAAAGCUAUGAAAUAUUUGGUAACAACACCUUUGUACAAAGAAAAAAAUAUUAAACUAGAUGAAAAAUAUGUAAAUCUUAAUGAAAAUGUUGAUGAAAUUAACUUUAUAGUAGAUCCCAAAGAUGAUGAAGUUGAUAUAUAUGAUAAAGAAACACAAAGGAUAUUUAAUAUAUAUGAUGCCGAAACACAAAAAAUAUUUAAUAUAUAUGAUCUUGAGACACAAAAACUGGAUGAUGUUUAUGAUAAAAUGACACAAAAAAUAAUUGAUAUUUAUGAUUUGGAAACACAAAAACUGAACGAUGUUUAUGAAAAAGAGACGCAAAAAAUUAUUGAUAUAUAUGAUGUGGAAACACAAAAAAUAGAAAAUGAAAAUGUAAUUAAAAACACAAUUGAUUUAACACAAAUGACAAACGAAUUAAAUAAUAAUCCAACUGUAGAACAAAAUGAAAAUGACUUGAAAAAUAUUUUGGAAGAAACUAUUCUUAAAGAUACAAAUAUAUUAAAAUUUUGGCAAUUAGCCAAUAAACAAUUCCCUACAAAUGUAAUGCAAGAUCUCCUUUAUAUAAAUGCAGGAGAAUUGCAAAGACAACAAAGAACUUAUGUAAAGAAAUUUCCAAAAGAUUGUAGAAACAUACAAAUACUAUUUUUGAAGCCAACACAACCAAAUGGCAUAGGACAUUAUGUAACAACUUUACAUGAAAAUGGCACUAUACAUGUAUACGACUCUCUAUAUUUGCAAAAUCUUGACCAAGAUUGUAUUAAUUUUCUAAAUGAUAUAUACCCAGAAUCUCUUGUAGAUGGAAAAUUGCAAAUUAAAUUUGAGAAAACAUUUCAACAAAACGAUGGCUUAUCAUGUGGAGUACAUGCAAUAGCUAAUACUGUAACCCUUCUCUAUAAUCUUAAUCCAAGCCAUAUGUCAUACAAUGUAAAAGAAAUGAGAAAACAUUUGUACAAUAUGCUCUGUUCUCAAAAAAUCGCUAUGUUUCCUGUCAAUUUAGAAAAACAAAAUGAUGUACUUAUGAAAGAUAUUUUAAUAACUAAUUCACAAAUUAAAACACAACCUAAAAAUACUGAAGAUGACAGAGAAAAAAUACUAGAAAAUUGUUACCUUACUGAUAAACAUAUAUAUGAUUUUUGGAAUCAAGCAAAUGAUCAAUUUAUAAAUAAUGUAAUGCAAGAUAUUUUGUUUAUAGAUGCUGAAUCUCUUAAACAACAACAAGAGUAUAUACAAAAAUUCCCUAAAGAUUUUAGAAAUGUUCAAAUACUCUUUUUGAAACCAAAAUACGAAAAUGAAAUUGGUCACUAUGUUACGACCCUACACGAAAAUGGCAUAAUAUAUGUAUAUGAUUCCCUAUUUUUGCAAAGACUUGAUCAAGAUUGCAUAAGGUUUUUGAAAACUAUAUAUCCAGAAUCAAUACAAAAUGAUCAAAUUGAACUUAAGUUUGAAAAGACUUUUCAACAAAAUGAUACUUUAUCUUGCGGUGUACAUGCAAUCGCUAAUUCCGUAACCCUUCUUCAUAAUCUAAAUCCAAGCAAUAUAUCGUAUAAUGUUAAAGAAAUGCGAAAACACUUGUAUAACAUGCUUAAUACAAAAACUAUAACGAUGUUUCCUAUUGAUUUGCAAAAAGAAACAGAAACUAAAUCUCAAGAUAUUAUUACAAGUAAAGUAAAGAAAAAUAAUAUACCAGUUAAACAAGAAAAUCCUGAAGAAGUACCAGAUGAAUUUGAUCUUAUAAAUGAAGAUAUAAUGAUUCUUAAUUUGACCGAUAUUGAAAUAAAACAAGCUCAAAUUCAAAUGAUGGCCCCUGGCAUGAACAAACGUCCUGUUUAUUCACGUACAGAAAAAAAUUUGGAAGAAUUGUCAUUUAUAAAAAUUUAUGGAGGUCAGAAGAUAGAAAAUCAAAGUAUCUCAUAUUCAAACCGCAUUAAAGCUGAAUGUAGAAAUAGAGAUAGAAGAUGCGCAGAUCCAACUAAAGUUCUUUAUUCAGCUAAUGAAAAAAUGCAAAGAUCCAUUUUUAGUGCAGUAAAUGUUUGUUUGAGAAAAAGUAAGAAUGUCGAAAAUAUGACGGCAAAUGAUGCACUUACUGAUGGAUAUUUGGAUAAACUUAGAGAACAUGAUGAUGGUUAUAAUUUCCUAAAAACUAUUAAUCUUACACCUGCUUAUUGGGCAUGGAAAAAGAAUCUCCUUCUCCAAAUGAUAAAACAACUAGGGAAACCUACAUUAUUUUUGACACUAACCAUAUCAGAAACGCGUUGUCCAGAACUCAUUCAAGAACUUGCUAGACUCCAAGGAAUGAAUCUAUCUCUUGAAGAAAGUAUGUUCUUGAGUGAAGACAUGAAAACACGUCUAGUUCGCGAUGACCCAGUAACUUGCGCACGAUAUUUUGAUGAAAAAUGUAAAAAUAUAAUAAAAAUGCUGCAAAUUAAUCCAGCAAGAGAAAAGAAUAGAAUAGGUCCCUUUGGUAAACAUUAUGUAGUUGAUUACUUUGUAAGAACAGAAUUCCAAAUGCGAGGAAGUGCCCAUCAACAUAUUUUGUUGUGGCUAAAUGAUUUCCCACAAAUUGAUGAAAGUAAUCCUGAAACUUUUGAAGAAGCAAUUAAAAUAAUUGAUCAAAUAAUUACUUGCCAAUAUAAAGACCCAGAAAAUUUGCCAUAUAUUAGAAGACAAAUGCACAUACAUUGUAGUACGUGCUAUAAAAAGAAGAAAGAUAAGUGUAGAUUUAAUUAUCCAAUUCCACCCCUUGAUAAAACUGAAAUACUUUUGCCAAUAGCAAAAGAAGAAAAAACUGAAAAGAUGAAAGAAAAUUAUCAAAAAAUUGCAAAUCUAACAGCAUAUUUUUCACAUAAGCACGAAGAAAUGAAUUUCCCUGAUAUUUUGAAAAAACUUAAAAUGACUAGAGAAGAAUAUAUAAUGGCUUUGAGAUCUAGUAUUAAACGUUCACGCAUGUUUCUUAAACGUUCAAGUAAAGAAGUAAAUAUAAAUGCGUACAAUGAAAGCCUAAUAAUGUGUAUAGAAUCAAAUAUGGAUAUACAAUUUGUUGUAGAAAUUUUUGCUCUAGCUAAAUAUGUUGCUGAUUAUGUAUCAAAAGCUGAAGCAGGAGUAUCAAAAAUGUUGAAAGAAAUUAAUGAUGAUACUAAAAAGCAAGGAAAUGUAACAUUGAGAGAAAAAAUGUGCAAAAUGUGUAAUGGUAUAUGUAAUUGUAAAUUUAUGUCAGCACAAGAAGCUGCUAUGUCAUGUCUAUGUAUGCCUAUGUCAAGAUGUAGUAGAUCAAAUGUUGUAAUUAAUACUAGACCAAUUAAUGAACGGGUCAGAAUUUUGAAACCGAAUGCACAACUAAAAAAAUUGGAUAAAAAUUCCAAAAAUAUAUUUGCUGAAAGUAUUUUUGAUAAAUAUAGUAAGCGAGAUAAUGAGUUGGAAAAUGUAACACUCAUUGAAUACGCAGCAGAUUAUUAUAUGAAAAAGAAAACAGAUGAAGAAGAAAACGAUGAUGAUGUUACAGAAUAUGGUAUGAGAAAAAAAUCAAAAAUUGUAAUGUAUAAGGGAUAUAAAGAAUUUCAAGAUCCCAAUAAUUAUUAUCGAGAACAAGUUUUGCUAUUUUUACCAUGGCGAAAUGAAAAAGAAGAAAUUGAAGAUUGUGACUGUAGAAUUAAGUAUAUGAACAAUAGACAAACCAUAAAUGCUGUAAGAAAGAAAUUUUGUUACUUUAACGAUGAUGGUGUAUUGACACAAAUUAUAAGAGAUAGAGAAAAUGAGAAUGAAGAUGAUCAUGUCCCAGAAAGAGAUAAUCCUGUGGAUUCUGAUCAAGAAAUUGAUAUGUUUCCCGAUGAAAAAGGUGGUACUACAAGCAAUAAAAAGGGAUAUCAAUAUGUUUGCCCAGAAAGAAUUCAAAAAGAAGAUAUUUGUAAAAAUUUGCAACAACUAAAUGUUAAACAACGUGAAAUAGUAAUGUAUAUUUAUCAAUGUAUAAGAACUGGCAAUUUACCACUAAGGAUUUUCCUCUCCGGUUCAGCUGGUGUUGGAAAAUCCAAAGUGAUCAAUUGCCUAUAUCAACUCAUUACACAGUACUAUGAUAAUUUGCCAGGUAGUAACCCUGAAUCCAUAAAAGUACUUCUAACUGCCCCUUCAGGAAAAGCAGCAUUUUUGAUCAAUGGUAUGACAAUACAUACUGCCUUUGCAAUUAAUAAUACAAAAUGCACAGACUCUUUGUCGCCUGAUGCAGCCAAUACAAUUCGAUCAAAAUUGAAAGAUGUACAAGUACUAAUUGUAGAUGAGAUAUCUAUGGUAGGUUCAAAUAUAAAUUCUAAAAUGGAUAAUAGAAUGAGACAAAUAUGUGGCGUAAAUGAAAGUUAUGGCGGAAAAUCUGUCAUAUUUGUAGGAGAUUUGAAACAAUUGAAACCUGUAAAGGAUAAAUACGUUUUUGAGAAAAAUCUAUUGCAUACCGAUGCUGAAUUUGUUGAUUAUGAGGAACGAAAUGUACUAUGGGAAGAAUUUAAGUAUUAUGAAUUGACUGAAAUUAUGCGUCAAAAAGAUGAUUUGUCAUUUACCGUAGCACUAAAUAAUUUGGCUAACGGUACAAUGACAGAAGACGAUAUAAAACUAAUUCAAUCAAGACAAGUUGAAAAUGAUGAUAAAGUACCCUUAGAAGCUAUAAGGCUAUUUUAUUAUCGAAAACAUGUCCGAAGCUACAAUAAUAAUAAAAUUGAAAAUUUCCCUGGUGACCCUCACUUAUCAGUAGCUAAAGAUAAAGUAUUAGAAUCAAAUACCACAGAUAAAAAGGCUAAAGAAGAUAUACUAGCCAAAGUUGCAAUUCAAGACCCAGAAAAAACUGGUGGAUGUAUGUAUGAAUUGAAAUUGAAAAUCGGUAUAAAGUAUAUGGUUAUUAAUAAUAUAGAUGUUGAAGAUGGACUAGUUAAUGGUGCAACUGGUACUCUUCGACAUAUAACUUUCAAUCCAACCGAUAAUUCAGUUCACACUGUUUGGCUAGAAUUUCCAGAAGAUAGAGUAGGAAGAAAAUUAAAAUGUCAAGCUCGCUUUCAGAGCUACCUCACAAAGAAUAAUCUUCCAAACAAUCUUGUUCCAAUUGAAAGACAAGUAAUAACAUUUGAUUUUUCAGAAAAAUCAAAAACUGUUAUGAUUGCUAGAAAACAAUUGCCACUAAUACCAGGUGAGGCCGUAACUAUACAUAAAAGUCAAGGGCAGACAUAUAAUUCCAUUUGUAUUGACUUUACAAAAGGAGAGCUGCUAAAUAUUAAUCUAAUUUAUGUUGCAUUUAGCAGAGUUGUAUCACUAUUAGGUUUGUUUAUAAUUGGCAAAUUUAAAGUACCAAAGGCCCAAGGUGAAGAUCACCCAAUACAGAGAGAAAUGAAAAGAUUGAAAAAUGAAAAAUUACUCAUAAUUCCUAUGCAAAAGAUUCUAUGUGAAAAUAAAGAUAAGUUUAAAAUUUGUUAUCAAAAUAUUGUAUCCCUAAACAAACAUUUUAAUGAUGUAAAAUGUGACAUUUGGUACAAAAACUUUGAUAUAAUUGUACUCUCAGAAACAAAAACUAUAAAAGAUAUUGAUGUACCAAUUUUGGAAAAUUAUAAAAUUAUCUAUAGAUGUGAUAAUGAGAUUCAAAAAAUUGGAGGACUACUCUGUUAUGUAAAGAAUGAUUGUGAAAUUGAAAUUAAAAUCAAAUCUGAACAACUUUACUCAAAUAGAGAAAAAGUUUUCAGUGUCACCCUAUUCCUAAUUGAAAUUAAUAAUAAUUUGUCAAUAAUCACUGGAUAUAAAUCACCACAAACUCCAUUUGCAAAGUUUAAGAAUUCAUUUGAGAAUUUGUACUCUCAAGUUGCAAAUCAGUCUGAGGUGAUAAUAAUGGGUGAUUUUAAUUUUAAUACAUAUGAAGGCAAGGAAGACAAGAAUUUUGUAAAACUAAUGAAAGAAUAUAAUUUGAGCAAUCAAUUGGAUCCUAAAGGAUCAACAACAAAAUGUGACAAUCAAUUGGAUGUAAUUUUUUCAAAUAUUGUAAAUCCCAUUGUCACAGGAAUUUAUGAAAGUUACUUUUCAGACCAUAAGCCUGUAUAUUGUAUGUUAAGUAUAUAAUUUAAAAACUAAUUGUAUGAAAAUUGUAACAGCCAUAAAAAGCUGCACCAAAUAUACAACCAGUGAAAGGACUUUUCCACCGUUUUGUCCUGGAGGUUGGAAGCCAACGCUAAG